Molecule: messenger RNA, 2543 nt
Organism: Polyodon spathula (Mississippi paddlefish)
Lineage: Eukaryota; Metazoa; Chordata; Actinopteri; Acipenseriformes; Polyodontidae
Product: calcitonin gene-related peptide type 1 receptor-like
Exons: 13
Coding region: 372-1853 (493 amino acids)
Biological process (GO): adenylate cyclase-activating G protein-coupled receptor signaling pathway; cell surface receptor signaling pathway; angiogenesis
Cellular component (GO): plasma membrane
Molecular function (GO): adrenomedullin receptor activity; calcitonin receptor activity; calcitonin gene-related peptide receptor activity
Source: RefSeq, a predicted model, not a curated record
CUCUGGUCUCUGGGAAAGUGCUAUUUGUGACGUGCUCACAGAAUCGAGCUUCAACUCCCAGCACAGAGUUUAUAACGGCGGGUGGAUGCAGUUGACAUCGCCUCGCUUCCUUCACAGGCCUGACUGAAGCGCCCUGGGCUCUGGGUAUCUGUAUUCAUCCAGUGCGGAAUGAAAUCUGGUGUCCGUGUGAUUGUCGCUGGGAAUGCUGCUUCAGCGAGACUCUGCUGAUCCUGAGCUUAAACAGACAAAGGAGGCUUUAUAACUCACCCCAGGGGCCCAAGACAGCUGAAACCAGGGCAGAAGCACGCUGCGAUUAGGGGAUGGACAGACUGCAAGCCGAUUGCUUACAGAGAGGCCACUGAUGCACAGCCAUGCCGUGUGAGGGAGCGCCACCUAGCUGCACCAUGGGGAGAGGACAGCUGCUGUGGAUCCUGUUAUUGCCGCUGGUAACAGAGCAGGUUCCUGCGGAGGCGCUGGUGUCCUCGGAGCCGCUGUCAGUCGUGUCUGCCACCCCCCAGUCUAUGAUGCCCAUGGGGGUGUCGAGGGCACAGAUCCUGUCUGCCCAGUUCGAGUGCUACCUGAAGAUCCUCAGGGACCCCCCCUACCGGGGAGACGGACCCUACUGUAACCGCACAUGGGAUGGCUGGAUGUGCUGGGAGGACUCCCCACCCGGGAGCAAGGCUGUCCAGUUCUGCCCUGAAUACUUCCAGGACUUCGAUCCCUUGGAAAAGGUGACGAAGGUUUGUAAUGAAGACGGACAGUGGUUUCGACACCCAGAGAGUAACCGCACCUGGUCCAAUUACACCCUGUGUUCUGCCUUCACCAGGGCCAAACUCAAGAUGGCGUACAGCAAGUACUACCUGGCAAUCACGGGACAUUGUCUCUCUCUGGUAUCCCUCCUCAUCUCGCUCUGCAUCUUCUUCUACUUCAAGAGUUUGAGUUGCCAGCGCAUCUCUCUUCACAAGAACCUCUUCCUGUCCUUCAUCCUCGACUCCAUCGUCACCAUCAUCUGCCUUUCCGCCGUGGCUAAUAACCACGAGCACGAGACUCGCAACACGCUCCAGCUGCGUGUGUGUGAACGGCGACUCCUCCUGUCCCUGCAGGCUGGCUGCAAGGUGCUGCAGUUUCUCUAUCUCUACACCAUGGGCUGUAACUACUUCUGGAUGCUGUGCGAGGGGAUCUACCUGCACACCCUCAUCAUCGUGGCCGUGUUCGUGGAGCAGCAGCGGCUGCUCUGGUACUAUAUCCUGGGCUGGGGAUUCCCUCUGAUCCCGGCUGUCAUCCAUGCAGUGGCCAGACUGCAUUUCUUCAAUGACAACUGCUGGAUCAGCGCCGCCACUCAUCUCCUGUACAUCAUCCACGGGCCGAUCUGCGUAGCUCUGCUGGUGAACCUGUUCUUCCUGCUCAACAUUGUUCGUGUUCUCAUCACCAAGCUCAAGUUGACUCACCAGGCUGAGUCCAGCGCUUACAUGAAGGCGGUGCGAGCCACGCUCAUCCUGGUCCCCCUACUGGGGAUCCAGUUCGUCCUGCUGCCAUGGAAACCGGAGUGGCGGCUGGCCGAGGAGAUCUACGAGUACAUCAUGCACAUCUUCAUGCACUACCAGGGGCUGCUGGUCGCCACUAUAUUCUGCUUCUGUAAUGGAGAGGUCCAGGCGGCUCUGAAGAGGGAGUGGCUUCACUACAAAGAUCAGUGCAGCGGACAGCUCAUGAGCAACGACCUUCACUCCAACUGCCACACCAACUCAUCCGCGGUGGAGCCGAGCAGGAACCAGGGCACCAAGCACAGCACCAACGGCAAGGACUGUGCCCCGACGGAGAGCGUGGCUCUGAAACCAGCCGAGACCUUCGCCUGACCGGGGGGAAGGACCGUGCACCCACUGCACACUCGCACUGAACACAAGUCCUGCUGACACGGAGACGGCAGACGAGAGACUCUCUGCACACGGGGACCGAAGCUGUCCGUCCUCUUUGAAGACCGGAUGUCCUGCAGGGACUUUUUUCUUAAGAAACCACAUCGGCAAAAUGGCUUAUACUGUACAUGGGCACUUAAGCACCUGGGUGGAGAUCUCAACAUUGCAUUGAGCUGUACUGUUCUUUUCUUAUCAGAAUAUUUUGUGGUUCCAGAGUAUAGAGCGCUUGACAGAUAUUUGAUCAGGUUUUGCAUUGAUGCAAUGCUUCGUCUUUCCCUGUAUACAUAUACAUAUAUAAAUCUCUAUCCUUGCACUGACAGUUAAGCCCCCUUCGUUGCUGCACUGAGCACCACACAGAUUCUUGAUGCAAUGAAAUGCUUUGAAAGGUUGUGCAGAGUCUGAAUAUGAAGGGGUCUCUGAAGCAGGGUGCUUCCUGGGCUGCCCUCCUCUCCCUGGGUCUCCAGUAGCUUGUUCUCUUGUGAGGAUGCAUCUUUCUAGAUAUGAUAUAUAUGAUAUUGAUGUUCUUAUUGCUAAUAUAUUAUUUUUUUAUUGUCUGUAUUAUUGUUACUUGAAGAUUGUACUAUAGAAAACUGUGGGAAUGAUAUUUAUGAUAAAUAAAACGAAUUCACGGCA